UGCUCUUAGCGAACCGAAACUUUUGAAUAAAGAAAUGCUAUGCAGUUUUAGUGAAAGAACAAUUGUGUUCUGUUAUAAAUCUGUGAUUGAAAUUAAAUUAAAAAUAAUUAAAUUUUAUUAAAUCCGAAAAAUUAAAAAUAGCAAAAUACAUAAAUUUCAGUAAAUUUCAUAAAUAAGAAAUAUAAUGAAAAUCGGUGAGCAGAGUGAAGUGCGGCCGUUGCACUCUAUUAAAUUUAAGCGUAGUACAGAUAAAAAUAAAUAAUUUACUGCGGAUAAAACAAAUAUUAUUGUAACAAUAAAAUAUAAAAUACAAAAAUAAAUACUUAACCAAAAAGUAUCAAAAAGUCCACAAGUUUUGUGCCGCUUACAUGCAGAAGAAUGUAUCUGUGGAGAAAGUAAACGAUAACACCAACACUUGCCCAGAAAUUUUGUACAAGAGUGCAGAUAUUGUAUCUGAUAUUACAAACGAGUGCUUAUAUUUAUUUACAUCGAAGUUCUAAGUACAUUGUAAAGUACGUUGAGACGUUGAGUAAUACCUAUAUGAGUGUGAUGCUUUUCGUUAUAAAUACGUUUUGAAUUUACUAUGUUUCUUAGAAGGAUAAUUACUUACGUGUGAACAUAAAUCACUAAAUAGAAACACAUUUUUGGUGUCCACUUUAUAGAAAAGCCACUUACUCAAAUACAAAUACGCACAAUAUGGAAAAAAUCGGGAAUUAUUUCAAAACGUCAAAGAUUCCUGACGAAGAAAAUGACGGCUUGGAAACUUUGGAAGAAUAUAAGAGUCGUUGGCGGUCAGUACGGGUUAUUUAUUUCACGAUGUUUCUGAUGUCAUUAGGAUUUAGUAUUAUCCUAACAGGAAUAUGGCCCUACUUAAAUAAGUUAGAUCCAUCGGCAGGUAAAGAAUUUAUGGGCCUCAUUGUGGCUGCGAAUCCUUUGGGACAAAUGAUUUUUAGCCCACUUUUUGGUUGGUGGUACAACAAACUCGGCUCAAUACGUCUCCCAUUGUUAACAUCAUUGGCUUUAUUUACAGUGGCAAGCGCUACGUAUUCUUCAUUAGAGUUGCGUCCUGAUAAUGUAAAAUAUUGGAUGCUAGCAUCGCGAUUUUUAAUAGGUGUGAGCUCAGCGAAUAUUGCGGUAUGCCGUUCAUAUUUAUCGGCGGCAACUAGAUUAAGUGAACGCACCAAAGCGGUUUCAAUGGUAUCAUUAGCACAAGUAUUGGGAUUUAUUGUUGGUCCCGGGUUGCAAGCUGCCGUAGCACCUUUGGGCAGUGAUGGCUUGAUAUUAUUUUGGGGUACAUUUCAUUUUAAUAUGUACACAGCUUGUGGUUGGAUAAAUGUAGUGAUGAGCAUUGGUAAUUUUAUAAUGUUUCUGCCGUCCCUUUUUGAGGAACGAAAAAUUGCUGCACGUGAAAUAAUGAUUAUGCAAGGGAAAACCUCUGAGCGUGAGACGUGGAAAGCUAUAAAACCGGAUUAUGUUUCAGCUUGGACCUUGAUUGUCGCCUUUUUUGUGCUAGUGUUUAACUUCGUACUACUUGAAACACUUGGAACUUCUUUAACUAUGGACCAAUUCGCUUGGACUAACGAUGAAGCUGUACUGUAUAUGGGCUUAUUAAUGUCUGUUGGCGCCAUUGUUGCACUGGUUACAUUUGUUGGCAUAAACCCUUUGUGUAAAAUAUUUCCAGAGCGUUUUGUUCUAAUUUGGGGCGGUUUUGCACUAAUGGUCCUCGGACGUGUGCUGUAUAUACCAUGGGGUGAUUCGCCGCCUAAGAUUGCAGAAGUUUACAAUAUAACAAUACCAAUAACUGGUAAUAUAACAACUGAUCUAAGACCAGAUGAUCCUAUAUUUGUUGGAUGCCCGAAAACCCAAACAUGGUGUGCAGACACGCCUGCACUUACACUUUCGCAAUUUUUGAUCGGUUAUGGUUUUACUUCAAUUGGAUAUCCAAUCGGAGUUACACUUAUACAAACUAUUUUCUCCAAAGUUUUAGGACCCAGACCACAAGGUGUUUGGAUGGGACUAAUGACCGGAUCAGGUUGUUUAUCACGGGUUAUGGGGCCAGUAUUUGUGGGAUCGAUAUAUACUCGUUUGGGGACAUAUUGGACUUUUGGUUUCACUUCCAUUAUGAUGUUGGUGUCUAUGAUUUGGCUGCUAUUUUCUAACAACCGCCUGAUACCACCAGUAUUUGAGAAAACUGAACCUGUUGAAAUGCAAACCCUCAAUAUAAAAAAUAUAGAAAAUGCAACAGGGAUUGAAAUAGAAAACAACGUCGAUAAUCAUGAAAAUAGACGUAGAAACGAUAACUCGGAUAGAUCUCAGGCAUACGAUGAGGAGGAACCUUUAAAUGACUUAAACUCAAAAACUGUUUUCAUUGUUGGAAAGAAAGUAUAGCUAAUUGUGUAGGUACUCAUACACUCCACGGAGUAUAAAAUGAUAUAAAUUCAGAUAAUAAUUAUAUAUUUAUAUACAUAUAUACACAUAUAUUAGAAGUACGUAGUCGUAAUAUUCUUUAACUUAAAUAUUAGUAUACUUUUUAUAAAAAUUUGCUUUAUAAUUAUAUUUAAUUUGUUGUGUUCAAUAUGAAAGAAUGUAUGAAGACUAAUAUUUGUAGUACGGGAAGAUAUAAAAAGAAUGUACUUACUUAAGAUGAAUAUCAGAGUCGAUUAUAUGAAACUCGGAUAUUUCUAUAUACAUUUAAUGCCACUGUUACUCUGUUAUAUUGCUUAACAAAUUGUACAAACUAAUUUAAUUCCAAAUAAAAAAUACAAAAAUAUAUACACAAAUGUUAUAAUAUUAUAUUUAAUAUUUUUCACAUUACAAGAAAUGGCUGUAUUCAAUAAGGGCACAUAUAUCGCUUUAACCUUAAUAUUUUAAAUUGAGGGAUUAUAAGAGUAUAGGGUUACUUACAAACCACAUACAGUGGGUCGAGAAAGCAAAUGGCGCUUUUCAUUAAGCGGUCUAUUUAGUUACUUAAUGAUUAAUUAUAUAUUUUAUUCAAUAAAUUUAUAUUUUA
Molecule: messenger RNA, 3010 nt
Organism: Teleopsis dalmanni
Lineage: Eukaryota; Metazoa; Arthropoda; Insecta; Diptera; Diopsidae
Gene: Cln7
Product: major facilitator superfamily domain-containing protein 8
Exons: 7
Coding region: 697-2388 (563 amino acids)
Biological process (GO): transmembrane transport
Cellular component (GO): lysosomal membrane
Molecular function (GO): transmembrane transporter activity
Source: RefSeq, a predicted model, not a curated record